This is a messenger RNA of Linum trigynum, 6482 nucleotides long. The record is from the annotation of a GenBank genome assembly. Lineage: Eukaryota; Viridiplantae; Streptophyta; Magnoliopsida; Malpighiales; Linaceae.
CACAGACCGUGAAGUCAGGCAAAAAUGGCAGCUGUCACUUGAGUUUUGUGUCGAUGUCACGGUUUGUGAUCAUUGUCACGACCGUGACAUUCAGCCCGUGAUAGUGAUUGUCGGGCUGUAUAAAUAGAAGACACCUGGGAGAGAGGAGAGGUUGGAACUUGGUUAGGUUCCAGCAGAAAAACCCGGAGGAGGAACCCUAGUGAGAGAAAUGUCUUCUUCUUCUUCUUCUUCUUCAAAAUCUAGAGAGAAAGUGAUCAACAAGGAGAGAAGGAGAAGAUUUGGGCUUGCUCUAAGCUAGAGGAGUGAAGAUCUUCAUCUCUCAAGGGAGUUCUCAUCAACAAGGAGGGAAGACAAGCAUCCACCAUGGUUCUUUCUCUCUUCGUUGUUGUAAUCCCUAGCCUAGAUAUGGAGCAGUGUUCUAUUUCACUUGGGUAUUGCGAACCCUAGGUUUAGAUAUGUGAUAGGUUGUAUGGGUUGAAUGAUAUGUGUUUGGGUUUUUGUUUAAUGCAAAGUUUGAGGUAUUUUCAGAAUUCUUGGGUUGUGUUCUUAAUUUCUCAUAACCAUGUCAUAUUGACCUAGGUGGAGAGAAUCCUCUUUUGUUAGAAGCUUUGAGAAGAUGGAUUUCUUGGCCAUUUGAGUCACCCACCUAGGGCAAUUUAGGGCAAGCCUCAAACUUCAAUUUGACGCCUUGAUUGGUUGUUAUUUUGUCGUCCGAAUUAUGUACCGAGGGAGUAGUUUGGCAACCCUCAGCUGAUUGGUCAAGAGAGCUAGUUUCGUAGCAUAAUUUGUUAUUCCUUGGCCUAUCACCCUAGAGAGUGAAGUUCCUUCACUAGUUGCACCCUCCUUACGACACAUGAGCAUUCCUUUACACAUUUGCAUUCUAUUCGAUCGAUCUUGAUAUGUAGCUAGGGAGAGCGAUACCCGGGUGCAUUUUUCUCUUAUUGGGACAACCUAAAUUACUUUACUUGUUUAUUUGGUAGUUUUCUUAGUUUUCACUAAAAACCAUUUGCUAGAUAACAAUUUAAGCGAUUGAAGUAGGGGUACAUGGACAAACCUGGGUUGACAAUUAAAACACUUGCCCUAUACUGCACACUUCUAGAGUUUAUACUUGGGCUCCAGUCGGGAUUUUAAUGGGUGUAGUAAGUGCGAGUCAAGUUUUUGCGCCGUUGCCAUGGAGAGUUUACGACACAUUAUUUAGAAAAAGUCAUUUGGUGUUAAUCUAGCUUUUAAAUUUUGCAUUGUUGAUUGUGAAUCUUGCUUGUGUUGGCUCUAGUUGUGUUUCUUGGAAAUGUGUGCAGGGGGUGUAUGACCCGGAGCAAUCCGACACCUUUGGAGGCGGAAUGUGGCAAAUUCGUAGAGAUGCUCAAGAAGCUCAAUAUCACAACUCCAUUCUUGGAGGCAAUGACCUACAUACGAAGGUAUGCCAAGUACCUCAAGGGGCUUCAUGCAAAGAAGCGGAAGUUUGAAGACCUCGCCACUGUUACCUUGAGCGAGAAGUGCUCGGCCUUCAUCCAGAACAAGUUCCCUAAAAAGCAACAAGAUCUAGGUAGCUUCACUAUCCCCCUUUGCAUUGGAACAUGCCAUAUAGAAAACUCCUUGGCGGAUUUUGGAGCAAGCAUCAAUGUCAUGCCAUAUAAGCUUUACAAGAAGUUAACCUAAGUGAAUUGAAACCCACUAGGUUGAGUGUUACAUUGGUUGACCGUUCUGUGAUUAGUUCUAGAAGCAUUGUGGAGGACAUUCUAGGGCAGGUGGGCACGUUCUACUAUCCGACGGAUUUCAUUAUCCUCGACAUUAGUGAAUAUGCGGAUAUGCCCCUCAUACUAGGACACCCCUUCCUUGCCACCGCCAAGGCUUUAAUUGAUGUUUGUCAGAAUAGAAGCGUGGCAAUCGAUAAUCCAAACCAACACGAACGAACAAAAAUUUAACGUGGUUCACUAACACAAUGUGUGCUAGCUAAUCCACGGGCAGGGGUGACAAAUUUCACUAAUUUGAGGAGAGUACAGGUUACAAACCAAAUUCCAAACGGACAAACCAAACAAACUAACCUGACUGACCUUUCUACAGACUAGGGUGAUGAAGAGUACUUAUAGAACUCUUCUCCUAAUCCCCUAUGCUUUUUAUUUCAAAAUAAGGCUUGGAAUCUCGUAGCUAAUGGGGAGAACAUCUUAAGCACCGACAAAAUCCAUAUUUUGCUUCCAUUAGCAUACUCUUUUAGUCCAGACGACCUGUGGAUCUGUUUGUAUAGUCUAGAAGACUCCAAAAUGGGUGAAGGCUCUGAUUCUAGGGUCUGUUAUGGAGGCCUAGUACAUGGCUCUGGAUGCCGAUUGUGGCCCUAGAAAAGGCAAAUGCACCACCAUUUUUGGACUGGUAGGAAACAAACACCUCAACUUACAUCUUGGUACCUCUUGACCUUUAAGCCUUCGAGGCUCAGAUGAAUGAAGUUUUGUCCAUGCCAUCGUGAAUUGAGGGAGUUCAAGUGGAUUUUUCUACUAGUCUUGAUCUCGUCUUUGGGAUUGUUUUCGUGUUGGUCAUGAGAGAUUUUGUGCUCCUUUGGGUGAUUUGAAGCACUACAAGGGAAGCAAAUUGGCAAUUCCACAUGGAACGAGAUUUGAUCUUUUUAGCCAAUUGAUAUUGGGUGGAGCCUUGUUAUCAUAUUGUUCGUCAUAAAGAUACGGUGCGUUGUUUGACAAAAUCAUUAGGUAAUGAGUGGGCUUUUGACCUUCCAGAAGAGGUCAAGGGUCGACUAAUAGUUGGCUCUAAACUCGAUAAUCGUUAUUAGGUCAAUUAUCAGAACUCCCAUAGGCAACCAAACAUAUGAAAGUCAAGAGUUCUAAUAUCCAUAACUAUUGCGAUUGACAUCGUGAGCUUGUGGAUAAGAGCAUCUCCAUUGGUGCAAUUGCAUUUGUGAUUUUUUUGACACAACACUAUUUUUGCAAGCCAACUCACUUUACUUUCAUUGUACCUACAUUGGUGCAAUUAACUUGCAAUUGCAUAUGGGGCCUAAUUUUUUUUAAUGCAUAAAAAAAAUCUUUUAAAUACCUUUUUAUCCACAUUGCAAGUAAAUAAAAUAAAAUUUUAUUCUAUUUUAAUUUAAACAAAUUAUAUAAAAUUAAUUCAUAAAUUUUUUAUUACUAAUUUAUGAAGACAUUUUGAUCUUGAGGAUGGAAUAGAAAGAAUCUAGUACUCAAUAAUCAUUCAUAAAAUCAAAAUAAAAUGCUAGAACUAGCACAAUAUUCAAAUAGGACACAUAAAUAAACUAAAAAAAUUAUAUCUAAAAUUUUAAAUGGAACAAUAUAAAGACAGAAACGUAAAUUAAACAUAAUUUUCCUCAUCUCCAAACCGAGCCCAUAUCUCUUCUAUCAAAUCUGAUUGAAGUUGAUUAUUUGUAGAGUGAUUACGAAUUCUUGUAUGAUUGCGAAGAUACUCUUCAUACUCCAGGAGACGAUUAUUUGAAACUGCAGGCAUAGAGACACUAAAGUUGACAUCAUCAUCAUUUGUAUAAUCAAAAUACCGGAUGUAUGAAUGACGCUCAUCUUCCACUAUCACGUUGUGCAUAAUUAUGCAUGCUCUCAUUAUUUCUCCGAUUAUAUCUUUACACCACAUGCGUGAUGGGCCAUGAAUCAUUGCAAAUCUUGCUUGGAGCACCCCAAAUGCUCUCUCCACGUCUUUUCUGGCUGUCUCUUGCUUCUUAGCGAACAAUUUGUGCUUGGUCCCUGGGGUAAUGGGAUUGACUUGACGAAUGUGGCCCAAUUGGGAUAAAUACCAUCAAUGAGAUAAUAUCCCAAAUUAUAAUUUCAUCCAUUAACAGAAUAGAAAAUUGUGGGUGCUUUUCCUUCUAACACCUCAUGGAAUACUGGGGACCGAUCUAACACAUUUAUGUCAUUUAAUGUACCUGGGAGUCUAGGACCCCAAAAAAGGCAUGCCAUAUCCACAAAUCUUGUGAAACAACAGCUUCAAGCAUAAUGGUCGGCGUUUUAUGAUCCCCUCUAGCAUAUUGCCCACGCCAUGCUUCAGGUCAGUUUUUCCAUUCCCAAUGCAUGCAAUCGAUACUCCCUAACAUACCCGGAAAACCUCUUUGUUGCCCCUCAUGAAGCAAGCGUUCAAUAUCAGCACUAUUUGGCCUCCGUAAAUACACGUCUCCAAAUGCAUCAUUAACAGCUCGUACAAAUCUUUUCACACAAGUUGUCGUAGUGGUCUCACCGAUUCUCAAAUACUCAUCAACGGCGUCUCAGCAACACCGUAUGUUAGCAUUCACAUUGUUGCUGUGCACUUUUGAAGGGGUGAUAGGCUAGCUCUUCCCGUACAGUCAGGAAUGCUUUGAAAGUAUGGAUCUUUGUGCAUGACAACGUCAACUAUGCGGAGAAAUAAGCUCCUUCGCAUACGAAAUCUUCGUCUAAAUGUUUCUUCGGUGAAUGUGGGAUUCUCCGCAAAAUAAUCAGCGUACAUUCGUUGGUGUCCACUUUCACGGUCCCUUUCAAUGUACCUUCUUGGUCUUCUUUCACAAGUUGAUGAAGAGGCAUCAUCCACAAAUUCCACGUAUUCAUAGACAAUUUUUUAUAUAGAAUCAUCAAGAGACCAUUCCAUAAUGUUCUCAUAAGAGAAUGGGUUACUGGGAUUUGAAUCUGAAGAAUUUGAGGAAGAUGAAGACAAAGAAGAGGAUGAUGUUGACAAGUACAUGUGUAGAUCAUCCAUUUUUGUGAUGAUAAGAUGAUGUUGCUAAUGUAAAAAUAUAAGGUGGGGAAGGAGUGACUAUUUGUAUUCAUGGGCUUUACAUUUAUUGACACUGCAUGGCGGUGACGUCGAUGUUAAUUCAGGUGAGAGAUGAGGUACAGUUAAAAGAUGUAGAAUGUAAAUUCGCGUGCUUCUUUAAAAAUUUGAUCAUAAUUUGUUAACUGAUUUGCGGGCAACAAAGUAGGAUUUUAGUAUAAAUGCACUGAUUUUUGUAUUAAGUUUAUUGAAAAUUAUUGGUUUGGACUAGAUUUUAGCCUACAAAGGGCAUGGUGGGUGUUGUCGUUGUUAAUUUCACAGAUACAAAUGGAAUAAAAUCGGAAGAUUAAUAUUUAAGUUGGAGAGUGAAUACAUAGAUUUGUUACAGAAUGAUAGAAUGUGAACGUAUUUGUAGAGUUGAUUAAUAGUGAUUAUAGUUGUUUCAUGGGUUGUAGGCAACAAGAUCGGUUUCUUCGUAUAGAUACUCAAGUUGCCAAUGUAUGACCUAGUAAAAUUAAUGAAAUAUCUAUAAAUAUGUAUCUAAAAUUUAUCAUAGCUCUACUUUGUUUCCUUUCAUCAAUUAUAUUUGUUUCCAUGGAUCAACUCGUCCCCCUUCAAUCCAUAUUUCAAAUUUGUUUCCAUGGAUCAGCUCGUCCCCCUUCAAUCCAUAUUUCAAUUUCUAUACUGGGUCAUCUCCAUAUGUGUUUAAUGUGAGACACAAAAUGCUCAGUCUCAUGUAAGUCCAUUCACAAAUUCCUAUAUGUACUCUCCAUUCUUUUCAAAUGCAUAUAGUUUUUCAAUGCCCAUGUUUAAAAAUCCAAAUUUCCAAUAUUCUCAACACAAUUAUGCGUCAUAUAAUGUCCCAAAUAACGUCACUGAAUCUCAGCCAAACCAAUCUCCUGUCACUCCCACUGAGUGUACUGACAAGGAUUCUCCGUUUCCUGAGCAUUGUAGUCAAGAAAUGUCAACAACUGCUGACCAUAGAAGCAACAACGAGAAAAUCCUUUGGAACCCGGAAGAUGACUUUAUCUUGUGUAGUGCUUGGUUGAAUAUCAGCAAAGAUUCACUGAUCCGUAGAGAACCCACGGGUUUUUCAAAGUUAUCGGAGUUUUUGGGAGGGCAUUCAAGAAUAUGAAGAGAACCCACGGAUUUUUCAGAUCCACUGAAAAAGACUUCUAACUCCACCCUAUAAUUAACAACCAGCCCAUAUGCAAAAAACACUAUUAAGUGAUGAAACAGAUUAAGUGAUGAAACAGAAUAGUGAACCAAGAUUCAUAACUGAAUUAUCAAAGAGAUGGAUCAGAACAUAGGCUUGAAAUCUCUCAAAAAGAGAUAAAAAUCGCGCAGUUAUAUCAACUUCGUUCAUUUGGGGAAAUUAUCAUCACUUCCAUCUCAAGACCACAACAUACCAUUCAAAAACAUGAUCGUAAUCAGCACUUAAAAAAAAACAUACAGACAGCAAAAAACCAUGUUCUAAAGAGCCAACCAUGAUGAAACAAAGUUGAAUAACAGAGAAGGAUCAGAACAUAAUCUCUUACAAAGAUAUUUGAAAUCGCUCAGUUUAUUCAGGUUCGUUCAUUUCGGAAAAGUGUUAUCACAUCCAAUCCAAAUAACUCAACAAACAAACAAUAAAAAUCCAUUCUUUACUGAAAGAGUUUCGAUUGAAGACUUUGGCAAUUUGUUUAGGAAGAAGCCUCAGUAAGCCAGUCUAAUUUGACAUCAAGAUUGAAACAAUUCAGCCGGUAAUUCCAACUAAACAAAGAAAUCAUCAUAGA